UGCUGCGUACCCGGUAUUCACCCAAACCGAGGCCCUUCUGUCAACAGGGAGGAAGGGAGGGGUCUGCACCAUUGCUCUGUCCAGGCUGACCCGCUGUUCUGCCUUGCUCAGGACCAUCAUCUCCCCUGUGCUUCAUCCUCUCCUCCUCGUCUCACUCCCCAAACCCAGAGCCCCCCCUCCACUGUACAAGAUGCCCCGCAGGAAUAAGUCCAGAAAUACCCCCGCCACAGAGUCCUCCACCCAGGUCCAGACUGAAGCACCAUCUGAACCUGCGGAGCCAAGGGAUGUGGCAGCCACGCCAGAGGAAGAGGAAGACCAGAAUGUGGGAGACAGCGAGAUAGUCAAGUCCCCCAGUGACCCCAAACAGUACAGAUACAUUGUACUGGAGAACGGGCUCCGAGCGCUGCUUAUCUCCGACUACAGUGGUCCAGCUGCAGAACAGGAUGAGGAGGAAGAGGAAGAAGAGGAGGAAGAUGGAGAGGAAGAGGAGGAGGAGGAGGAAGAAGAGGACGAUGAGGAGGAAGAGGAGGAUGAUGAGGAAGAAGAGGAUGGAAGUGAAGAGGAGGAGGAAGAGGGCAAGAGGAAAAAAGGAAAUGCAGAAAAACAGUCGGCAGCCGCGCUCUGUGUCGGGGUGGGCAGCUUCUCUGAUCCUCACGACCUGCCUGGCCUCGCCCACUUUCUAGAACACAUGGUCUUCAUGGGGAGCGAGAAGUACCCGUCUGAAAACGGCUUUGAUGCUUUCCUGAAGAAGCACGGAGGAAGUGACAACGCCUCCACCGACUGUGAGCGCACCGUCUUCCAGUUCGACGUCCAGAGGAGGAGCUUCAAAGAGGCCUUGGACAGGUGGGCUCAGUUCUUCAUCUGUCCCCUAAUGAUCCGGGAUGCCAUCGACCGUGAGGUGGAGGCCGUGGAUAGUGAGUACCAGCUGGCCAAACCCUCCGACUCACACAGAAAGGAGAUGCUGUUCGGGAGCCUGGCCAAAGUGGACCACCCCAUGGGCAAGUUCUGCUGGGGAAACGCCGAAACUCUGAAGCACGAGCCGAAGAAGCAGAAGAUAAACGUGUACAAGCGCCUGCGAGCGUUCUGGGAGCAGCACUACUCUGCUCACUACAUGACCCUGGCGGUGCAAUCCAAAGAGAAACUGGACACGCUGGAGGAGUGGGUGAGGGAGAUCUUCAGCAAGGUCCCCAACAACGGACUUCCAAAGCCGGAUUUCUCCACCAUGCUGGAUCCCUUUGACACUCCCGCCUUUAACAAGCUCUACCGAGUUGUUCCAGUUCGAAAAGUUCAUGCUUUGAAUAUCACUUGGGCCCUACCUCCACAGGAAAAGUACUACCGAGUGAAGCCCCUCCAUUACAUCUCGUGGCUCAUUGGACACGAAGGCACUGGCAGCAUCCUGUCCGUGCUCCGGAAGAAGUGCUGGGCUCUGGCUCUCUUUGGAGGAAACAGUGAAACAGGCUUUGACCAGAACACCACCUACUCCAUCUUCUCCAUCUCUAUCACCCUCACCGACGAAGGCUUCCACAACUUCUACCAGGUGACACAGCUCGUGUUUCAGUACCUGAAGAUGCUACAGACGCUUGGACCACAGCAAAGGAUAUACGAAGAGAUUCAGAAGAUAGAAGCCAAUGAGUUUCACUAUCAGGAGCAGAUUGACCCAAUAGAGUAUGUAGAAGAUGUGUGUGAGAACAUGCAGCUGUUCCCUAAGGAGGACUUCCUCACAGGAGACCAGCUCAUGUUCCACUACGACCCAGAGGUCAUCAACGGUGCUCUGUCCCUCCUCACUCCAGACCGGGCCAACCUGAUGCUGCUGUCCCCAGAGCACGAGGGCCGAUGUCCCCUCAGGGAGAAGUGGUUUGGCACCCAGUACAGCGUGGAGGAUAUUGCACCAGAAUGGAUGGGAAAGUGGACAGGGGAGCUAGAGCUGGACAGUAGCUUACAUCUCCCCGCAGAAAAUGAGUUUAUAGCCACUGACUUUAACCUGAAGCCGUCUGACUGCCCUGACACGGAGCUCCCCGUUCGGAUCGCUGACAGUGAAAAGGGCUGUCUCUGGUACAAGAAGGACAACAAGUUCAAAAUUCCAAAGGCCUACAUCAGAUUCCACCUCAUCUCUCCUGUCAUCCAGAAGUCUGCCACAAAUGUGGUCCUGUUUGACCUCCUGGUGAACAUCCUGGGACAUAACUUGGCUGAGCCGGCGUACGAGGCGGAGGUGGCUCAGCUGGACUAUAAGCUGGUGGCUGGAGAGCACGGCCUGGUCGUCAAAGUCAAAGGCUUCAACCACAAACUGCCUCUGCUGUUCCGCCUGAUCGUGGACCACCUGGCGGGUUUCUGCGCCUCCCCCGACGUCUUCACCAUGUUCUCUGAGCAGCUCAAGAAAACCUACUUCAACAUCCUCAUUAAACCUGAGAAACUUGGCAAGGAUGUGCGUCUGCUGAUCCUGGAGCACUCGCGCUGGUCCAUGGUGGAGAAGUAUCAAGCUCUGAUGGCCGGUCUCACUGUGGACGACCUGAUGGGCUUCAGUCAGUGUUUUAAAUCGGAGCUGUACGUAGAGGGGCUGGUGCAGGGCAACUUCACCAGCGCUGAGUCGGCUGAGUUCUUACAAUACGUCACAGACAAGCUGCAGUUCUCCAAGCUGCCAGCAGAGGUGCCGGUCAUGUUCCGAGUGGUGGAGCUGCCGCAGAAACACCACAUAUGUAAAGUGAAGUCACUCAACAAGGGAGACGCCAAUUCAGAAGUCACUGUCUAUUAUCAGUCAGGUCCCAAGUCUUUGAGGGAGCAUACACUGAUGGAACUGUUGGUGAUGCACAUGGAGGAGCCCUGCUUUGACUUCCUCAGGACCAAAGAAACCCUUGGGUAUCACGUCUACCCCACAUGCAGAAACACCUCCGGCGUUCUGGGUUUCUCUGUUACUGUGGAGACGCAGGCUACCAAGUUCAACUCUGAGUUGGUAGAGUUAAAGAUUGAGGAGUUCUUGAAUUCUUUUGGGGAGAAGCUCAAUGCCCUGACGGAGGAGGCUUUCAAUACUCAGGUGACCGCACUGGUGAAGUUGAAGGAAUGCGAGGACACUCACCUGGGGGAGGAGGUGGACCGCAACUGGGCCGAAGUCCUGACGCAGCAGUACGUCUUCGACCGGCUGCACAGAGAGAUUGCAGCCUUGAAACAGAUGACCAAGGAGGAGCUAGUGUCCUGGUUCCAGGGACAUCGAGGGUCGACGAGCCGCGAGCUCAGUGUACAUGUGGUCGGCUUCGGCGUGGAGGAGCAGGACGCAGAGGGAGGAGCGGAGAGACGUAAAGGCGACGGCGAUGAAGAUGAAGAUGAGAGUGGAUCUACGUACGGAGAAGUGUCUAAGCUGUGCUACCUUCCCCCCUCAGACAGGAUCCCCAGUGCCAAACCCAUCAUGGACAUUCCCGCUUUCAUUAAGGACCUGCCUCUGUUCCCGUACCACAAAAUACUGGAGUAAAUAGUACAACAACAUAUGCAACGAGGAAGGAGAAAUAAGUUUACGUUAAGUUAAAUAACAUUUUUGUGGUUUUCCAUGGAAUAAUGAUGGUUUAAAGUGCAUAUGACGGGUUUUCAUGUUUUUUUCUCAUUAUAGCUUGGUUUGAUGGGUUAGUGCCUGUGGUAAAUAUUAUAGUGUAAUAGUUUUACAUCAUUUAAGAGGCAGUUUCUGGGAAAAAUACGGUAUUAAAAUAUACAGGAAGUAGCUUUGGUUUCUAAAAUUCCAGUCAAAAUCCAAGGACAAUUUAAGGCUUCAUUUAACAAAUCAAAGACAUUAUCUUUUAUUUUAAUUAGUCUAAUCAUAAUUAUUGUGUAAUUUAUGCAGGUUUUGGCCCUUGUUAGCAUUAUGGUUGCUAGAUAACAGUUGUGUAAUACACUCCACAUAUGUCAUAUCUGCUGCCCGUGUCCAAACCAGGAAGUACUGUUAUAAAUUUCACCAAAAUAAGAAAACUAUAAAGAACUUGGCGAGAUUUUUAGUCAAAGUAAUUUAUUAUAAUCACGUUAACUGUGUUUUAGUGAAAAGUGUAAUUUAACUUGUCAUAUGCACUUUAAUUUGCAGCAAAAUAAGCAUAAUUUAAAAUACUUUUCUGGAUGAGGGUCCGCCACAUGCUUGUUUCUAUGGAGAUCUGAUUGCUUUGCCUGAAAUGUUCCCUGUAGGCAUUAAUUUUGCCUAUCUUGCAUUGAUUACACAUACAGGUGUUUUUAUUGCCCUACUGAUCUGACUUGUAACUUGACUUCAGCUGCUCAUCUCCAUGGAGAUGGAUAAUGCUGUAGUGCGGAACAUUCUAGGCAAAUGAGUAACAUUUUCAUCCACUAAAAACUGACACAGUAGUCAUCUUAAACAGAGCAACUUUGUACUACAGAAUUUAUAGCUUCACAACAGACAGUUUGAAUUCACAAUAUAUAUUUUGACUUGAGUAGUUACACAUAUUUCUAAUUGAUCUCAAAUUAUUAUUAUUUUUUACUAGGAAUUGAAAGUAAAAACUGUAUUUGUAAUUGAAUCUAAACUGAAGUACUUUUAACGUGUAGUCCUUUUUGACAAAGAUAUAACACUGAAACUGAAAUGUACAAUUUAAGGUAUCACUCACUACUUUCCAAGGUAUUGCUGAUAAUAUGAAAUUUUAAAAUCUACAAUUUCUUUCCACCAUUUUCAGGGGCAGGAAACUUGUUGAUUUUUUAAAAUAUCUUAAAUAUUCUGCAAUUUUUUUUCUACAUUUAUUAGUAUUUACCAAAAUCACCAAAUUAAACCAUGUCAGCUUCUCACAAACAUCCACAUAUAAACAAUACAUCAAAAUAUUACAUUAUUAAUCAUGGAAAACUUACAUAAUUGUAUUUAUUUUUAUUUUUUUAGACAUAAUAAUUUCUUCUCUCUGCAAGCUGUUUUGGGGCAAAAGUGCUUCUUAUAGUACUUGUUACUUUUAGCUUAUUUUUAAACAUUAAAGGGGUACUUAUGCCCUUGUAAGCAUCGAACUGUAAAAAUAGCUUAAGUCGUGUACAUUUGAGUGCUGGAUUUUGCUCUGUUUUGCCGAGUUGGACCUAGAAUGAAGCUUUGUACCAGGAAAUAAAUAGAUUUGAGGUGAAUGAA
Periophthalmus magnuspinnatus is the source of this 5083-nucleotide messenger RNA. RefSeq names its product nardilysin a (N-arginine dibasic convertase) (gene nrd1a). The record is from RefSeq and is a predicted model, not a curated record. Gene Ontology annotation, biological process: proteolysis. Gene Ontology annotation, molecular function: metalloendopeptidase activity; metal ion binding. Lineage: Eukaryota; Metazoa; Chordata; Actinopteri; Gobiiformes; Gobiidae. The coding region runs from base 191 to 3460 and encodes 1089 amino acids. The transcript is spliced from 32 exons.